AUGAGCUGUCAAAGAAUGGAGUUGAAUUUGGGGUUUGAUCUGGCACACUGCUAUCGCUAUGUCUCAAGAGUUUGUGUCGCCGACUCUGGCUGCUCUGCGAUGCGUGACAACGACGUCGACAUCGACGUCAACGCAACACCAAUGCAACAUGUGACCCGACGUGCGAGGCCGCAUGCUCCGUCGAAUUAUCAUCAUUCCAGACUUCAUGUCGGCGCACGAAUUGCUCGGGACGACAUCGACCAAGUGCGCAUCUCGUCGGACCAGCCAACAGUCAUAGGCGAUGAUGGCAGGAGGACGUAUCGCCUUCGCAAGCAUGGCAACAAGCCAUUGCCAUUACCAGAAAUCAUGGACCCUAUCUACCUGCAAGCAAGACACAAGUCCAAGCAGCGCAAAGCACGCCCGCCAACCGAAGAGGAGCUGACACCUUUCCAACGCAAGCUUGCAUUCAGUCCUUACGCUCGUGCUUUAGCGACGUCUGUUAGACAGUGUCGCUUGACACAGGCGUGCCUGCCGCAGCACUUUCUAGCAAGGUUCACGAUCACGGCAGUAAAGAGCGAUGCGAUGGAAAGCGACGACACCCCCGAACAGAUCAGACGUCGGGAGAACGACAAGAAUCCUGCCAGAUCAUCUUUCCUUCCGGCUCCGUUGGGUGAACCGCGAGAGAUAACCACAGGACCUGUCCUUGGCACCAGAGAGGUCGUCGAACAUUUGAGCAAGAAAACAAAUUGGAAGAUCCUCGUGAAAGAGGGCGAAAGAGGCCAAAAUUGGGACAAGGAUAUGCCUGAUCUAUACCUGCGGAGCCUGAGGGACGUAACCUUAGCUCAACUGGAGCUCUGCUUGGAGUUAGGCUUGAGGCAAGACACGACGGCCAAACAUAAAAAUGUUGACUGCAUAUUGCUUGUCAAGGCGCGCGAUACUCCUCCCGUAGAUCUCCUUGAAGCAAUGAGCCAAGAUGACACGACAGAAGUGCAGAGCUAUCCCAAUGGGCAUGCACAGCAUCAACUUUAUGAGUACGACCUCACAAAUUUGAUCCCGCAAGAGCAAGUGGACGCAUUCUUAUCGCAGCACGACAUUCAGGACGGGAAGAUACUCUUGAGCCAACACGCGGAGACAACAAGAGUGGCCAUGGAUUUGGAAAGGUUGCGAAACUACACUUCGCACAUCAAAAUGUACACAACUCGUGACUCAAGUCAAGACAUGUCCAAACCAAUAAAUGAGGCCCGAAGACCAAGCGUUACCCUCUUUUUUCCAACAAGUCUAUGCUAUGAAUCACUCUUCACUUAUCAAUUGGCAACAUCAGACAGGCACAAUCCGCUGCGAUCAGCGACAAACAUGUGCAAAACCACCCUUGCCACCUACCCAGCGUCCCAGGUAAUCCAACCAAGGUCAAUGUCGGCCAACCUGCCGAUGGCAAGGUCACUACAUGCUGAAUCAUGGUAUCUGGUCCACAAAAUCAUCGGAUAUCAGCUUUCCGGGAACAUAUGCAUACUGCCAGUUCCUGCGGAAGCCUGUAUAUUCUCUGAACCAGUCAUGAACACGCUGUUCAAAAGAGCGGGUUGCCGGUCAGAAUUCGGAAUAAAUUUCACGAAUGCUUGUCUCGUUCACCCCCUCACUUAUAUUGAAGACCUCUCUCUGCGUAACGCUUCACGGACGAUCAACAUCUCUCGGCACCCUCGAAAUGACGGAUAUCAUAGCUCUCUGACGCUACUUCAUGCAGCGCGUUCGUCGCCCAGAGCUUGA
Messenger RNA from Pseudocercospora fijiensis CIRAD86, 1740 nucleotides. RefSeq lists its product as uncharacterized. The transcript has 12 exons. The record is from RefSeq and is a predicted model, not a curated record. The coding region runs from base 1 to 1740 and encodes 579 amino acids. Lineage: Eukaryota; Fungi; Ascomycota; Dothideomycetes; Mycosphaerellales; Mycosphaerellaceae.